AUGUAUCCUGGAUUACCGAGUAGACUUGAGAAAGAGAUGAAGCAGUUGUACCUGGAUCGUGUUUUGAAAGGAAAUACAGAUUUGUUCCAGAAAUUCAAAGUGCGUAUAGAAGCGACACCGUUCCGUAAACAUAUGGUUUUCCUUGGUGGAGCCGUACUUGCAAAUAUAAUGCGGGAUAGGGACCAAGUUUGCAUUCCUAUUCUCAAGUACAUCACUUGGGUCAGCAACAGCUAA
Messenger RNA from Cooperia oncophora, 234 nucleotides. NCBI's taxonomy places the organism in Eukaryota, Metazoa, Nematoda, Chromadorea, Rhabditida, Trichostrongylidae. The record is from the annotation of a GenBank genome assembly.